AUGGCCGAGGAGAAGACCUUUCGCUAUGGGUUCAUCAUGCUGGGUUUCUUCCUGGUGAUGACAGGGAUAUUCAUCAUGAGCGUGGAAAAGCCUCACAUCUACAUCACUUUCUGCGCCCUGGGCGUCCUGCUCGUCGCCGUGGGCAUCACCUGGAGCAUGUGCGAGUGCUACCCCAAGAUAACUUUCGUCCCUGUGGACCCUGAGGCUGAGCGGUUCCUGGACCACAAGCCCAUGGUGCUGCCAGCGAGGGAUACCCACUUGCAGGCACCAUGUCCUGACGAAGAGGCCAGCAGCAUAUAUGAGAAAAGCCUUCCAUCCUACGAGCAGAUCCAGAGGCAGGCAGUGGGCUUAGCCCUGCUCCCACUCAUGGCCCAGCCCAGAGCUCCCAGCUGCUCCCAGCCAGCCAUGCAGGCAAAAGCAGAGGUGCACCAGGAACCUGGGGGUGCUAGAGACCCCCCCCAAGAACCAGUGCUUCACCUGGAAGUGACAGCAGACAGCUGCCCACCCCGGCCAGCGCUGGGGGACGUCUCUCUGGCGUCCCUCCUGGAGGACAUGGACACACCGUCGCUGGAGGGCUCUGUGCCUGGCAGCCCCGCGUCACUGGGCCGGCCUCCACCGUCUGCUAUCUGCUCUGAUUGCACCCCGACCAGCUGCCCGGACCGGAGACGACACCCUGGCUCCCCCCACAAAGAUGUUCAGGAGGAGGAUGACCUCUACUAUGGGCUCCAGGAUGGGCCAGACCCUCUGCCUGAGGACAGUGACUGCCUUUUUGAGCCUGAAAACUGA
This is a messenger RNA of Indicator indicator, 786 nucleotides long. It is a transcript of the gene BSND, whose product is annotated as barttin CLCNK type accessory subunit beta. Gene Ontology annotation, cellular component: basolateral plasma membrane. NCBI's taxonomy places the organism in Eukaryota, Metazoa, Chordata, Aves, Piciformes, Indicatoridae. Gene Ontology annotation, biological process: chloride transport. Gene Ontology annotation, molecular function: chloride channel regulator activity. The record is from RefSeq and is a predicted model, not a curated record. Bases 1 to 786 code for a protein of 261 amino acids. The transcript has 4 exons.